Xylaria bambusicola is the source of this 2394-nucleotide messenger RNA. Its product is annotated as fungal-specific transcription factor domain-containing protein. Gene Ontology annotation, cellular component: nucleus. Gene Ontology annotation, molecular function: RNA polymerase II cis-regulatory region sequence-specific DNA binding; DNA-binding transcription factor activity, RNA polymerase II-specific; zinc ion binding. The transcript has 7 exons. Gene Ontology annotation, biological process: positive regulation of transcription from RNA polymerase II promoter by galactose; DNA-templated transcription. The record is from RefSeq and is a predicted model, not a curated record. Lineage: Eukaryota; Fungi; Ascomycota; Sordariomycetes; Xylariales; Xylariaceae. Bases 1 to 2394 code for a protein of 797 amino acids.
AUGACACGGCCUAAGGUUGACCCAGACAAAAGGCAACGCACCGCUCAAGCCUGCGACUCCUGUAAGCGUAGGAAACAAAAGUGCAACGGCGAGAAGCCAUGUAACACAUGUACAAAGCGACAUCUUGAUUGCCAGUAUACCACUAGCACCUUAGAUCACUCCGGAUCACAAGAUACUUUCGGACCGCCUACCAAGCGCCGGAAUAUCGACAGUUCGCCAACCAUGCUACAAUCCCCUGUCGAGGCUUCUCAGGGCAUUACCAGGAGGAACUCAUCUUUAAUGUCAUGGAGUCAAGCUACUGAAUCCGGAGGCACUAGUCUUAGUGAGACCACGAUACUUAAACCUGAACACAAACUCGUUGGAAUAGGUUGUCAAGCUUUAGGGGGGGUUGAUGGGGAUUUCGAUCGGCGUUCGAAGCUUAGCAAUGCCAGUGGAGCUGCUGAUGAAGCCGAGGUUUACCACCCUCAAAACCGAAUGCUUCAGGAUUCCACCGGAAGACUUUUAUAUAUCGGCGACUCUGCCACUCUAUCAUACCUGCAGUGGAUCCGGAUGAUUGUUGAAAAUAUAUCUGGCCCCUCUGACUUCACCGUAGAUCCUCGCCGACAUAUGAUUAUGGAGAAUGCGAUUUCGCUACCCCAAGACCUUAGGCCAACUGGAAUCUUACCUGACCAACGAACUGCGAAUAUACUAAUAAAUUCUUUCUUCACAAAUACCGCAGGGUUCAUCGAAGUGUUCAACAAGAAUAUAUUCUUAAAAUCAGUAGAUGAAUGCUAUAACGAUCCGCUUGGAGUCACGCCAUCCCUCUUGUGCCUGUUAUAUCUGGUAUUUGCCAUUGGAUUGGUGAUGGCCGCCCCUUACCCUGGGAGUGAUGAGGCUGCGGUGAUCGACAAGCUUCGUGACGAGAGUGCUAGCCGUGCUGAGUUGUUCUUUCGCAGCGCCAAAAGCCUUGCUGAUCCAGUAUCUGGUUUCGAAGACGCAGACUUCUGGUCUAUCCAGGCUCUUCUACUGAUGUCUCUUUACAUGUUAGCUGUUUCUAAACGAAACGCUUCCUAUGCUUAUUUUGGGAUGGCAGUACGCUCUGCUUUUGCCUUAGGGCUCCAUAGAGAAGAGAGCAUGGAGGUAUUCCAGCAGGAAGAUCGCUUAGUGCGCAGAAAUUUGUGGCGAACAUUAUUUAUUCUUGAUCGUUUCCUUUCAGCAUGUCUGGGUCGGCCCACUGCCAUAUCGGAAGAAGAUUGUAGUGCCUUUGGAACCCCAGAUGACUUUACUCCAUCUCCCAUGGGCAUAUGCACUGACGCGACGCACUUUGAAGCUCUCGAUGCUACUGUAAAGAGUUGCCAAGUUAUAGGGAUGACUCUCAAGCGUGUCUAUUCAAAGAGGAAAAUAUCAACAGCAGUUGGUCAGGAAAUCGUAGCUCGCCUGGAGACCUGGAUUACAGAGCUACCCCGUUCUCUGCAUUGGAGGAGACUCGUAGACGAGCGAGUCGAUUCCAAUCAUGGCAUUGCAAUUUUGCAUGUGAAUCUUCUUCACUGCCAUUCCGUUAUGCUAUUAACAAGGCCAUUUUUCCUUUGCUUGCUCAACAAAGCGGCCGUAGGUUUACAAGGUCAGAAUUUUAAACCAUCGCGACCUAGUCACAAAAUGGAAGCCUUCGCUCAGACCUGCGUGGAGGCAUCUCAGCAUACUCUAGUCCUUGCACAGACCGUGCUAGACAAUAAGUAUCUGCCCCAAUGCAACCCCUUCGUCAUACACUGUGUAUUCGCAGCAGCAUUGAUUGUUCUCAGCAAUGAGUUUGCGUCACUGUUUAAUAAUCCAGACGCCCGGACAUCUAUCGGCAGCGCAAUGUCGAUAUUGAGGUUCUGCGCCCUAAACGACAAGCAAGCUGACCGAGUGUUAUAUAUUGUCGAGAGUUUCAACAAGGCAAAUGAACAGCGGACCUCGGAUAAUAAACGGCUCUACCUACCUGGUCGAAAAAUUCCAAUAUUACCAACACUGUCGCAGAAUCGGAAUUUUGACCCGAUGCACCACUUCUUCCGCCUGGAACAGGGUGAAACAAAGUCUACUAAUUCGACAUCAGCAUUCAAUGGAGAUGCGGUUUUAGUCGCUUCAGCGCCACCGCCGAUACCAUUAAUACCUAUGAUUCAACCAGGCCCAGAUGAAGGUGUGCCUAUGGGCUGUGCAAUAACAACUGCCAGCAUGCCACAGGGAAGUGAUUCAUUGAACGGAGGCGAUGCAGAAUUUGAUUUGAACAGCAUUUGGGACGGUUGGAAUAACAGCUCAAAUACACCAGCCGCUGUCCACCAAUAUCACCCUGGCAGUUUUGGCUCGUACAGUCUCGGUCCUUCCCACAUUCAUCCCGUUGGCCCCAGCGUCAUGUAUCACCCUUCGGAAUUCAGAUGA